This is a messenger RNA of Liolophura sinensis, 6805 nucleotides long. Its product is annotated as polyamine-transporting ATPase 13A3-like. The transcript is spliced from 34 exons. Gene Ontology annotation, molecular function: ATPase-coupled monoatomic cation transmembrane transporter activity; polyamine transmembrane transporter activity; P-type ion transporter activity. The record is from RefSeq and is a predicted model, not a curated record. NCBI's taxonomy places the organism in Eukaryota, Metazoa, Mollusca, Polyplacophora, Chitonida, Chitonidae. The coding region runs from base 121 to 3864 and encodes 1247 amino acids. Gene Ontology annotation, biological process: intracellular calcium ion homeostasis; polyamine transmembrane transport. Gene Ontology annotation, cellular component: late endosome membrane.
CUCAAACUAAUCGUUGCUGUCAUAAAUGUGACGAAGUUUUUUGUUUUCUGUUGAUUUGUCUAAAGACAGCAACCUUCUGGGGACGUUUUCACAGUAUGCUCUCUGUGUCACCAGUAUUUUAUGAUGAACCUCCAAUCAGAUAACACCUCUGAAAAGCACUCCAUUCUUUCGGGGGUUCUUAUCAACAAAGCCAUCCUUAUAGAUGGACAAGGGGAACAACUGGAGUGCUCUGGUUAUCGUGACCAUGCCUGUAAGAGGUGUAUGUAUUACCUGUUAUGUGUGCUUACCCUGGGCUUUUCUCUACUCCUCACUCGCUGGAAGCCUGAGUGGGGCUAUUACCUGACCAAAACUCGCUGCCCGCUCGCUACUGCUACCUGUGUCCUGCUGAAGGAUGCAUCUGGACAGUUCUUCACUGCCGAUAUACAGACAUUACAUUUGAACCCUGGCUUUAAUACAAGUAUUCAAGGUUUAGAUGAUGGACAGGAAGAGGAAUCAUAUGAAACAGAAAGUGUGACAGCAUGUCUCACAUCAUCACAGCUGGGAGUGGAGCGGGUAUUGACAUACUUUGACCAUCACCACGAGCGGUUUGUCUGGGACAUCCAGUCAGCUACAUACAAGAGAUUACAGGGUUUGGAUGUCAACACAAAGUGCUCGGCUUUCCAUGACUGCUUUCAGGGCAUGUCUGCUGUCGUUCAAGCUGAAAAACUUCAGUUGUAUCGGCCUAACUCUAUUGAUAUUGAGGUGAAAUCAUACUGGAGAUUAUUCAUUGAUGAGGUACUCAACCCUUUCUACAUUUUUCAAGUGUUCAGCGUGGCCCUGUGGUUCUCUGACAAGUACUACUACUACGCUGGCUGCAUCAUCUUCAUCUCCCUCAUUUCCAUCAUUGUGUCUCUGUAUGAAACUAGAAAGCAAAGUGUGACCCUGCGAGACAUGGUUUCUAUGACAACAUCAGAGAUUUUGGUAUGCAGAGGAAACAAAGAGUUUGAGGUAGUGGACAUCCACAGCCUGGUGCCCGGUGAUGUAAUAGCCAUCCCCUCCCAUGGCUGUCUGAUGCCCUGUGACGCUGUCCUCACCCAGGGCAAUUGUAUUGUUAAUGAGAGCAUGCUCACAGGUGAGAGUGUACCAGUUACCAAAACCCCGUUAACUCAUCAGGAAGAUACAGAAACCUACUCGCCAGACGAGCAUAAACGCCACACCUUGUUUGCUGGCACCCAAGUGAUACAGACCCGCUACUAUGGUCAAGCCAAAGUCCUGGCAGUGGUUAUAAGAACAGGGUUUAACACAGCCAAAGGGGAGUUAAUCCGCUCGAUACUCUUCCCCAAGCCUGUCGGGUUCAAGUUCUACCAAGAUGCCAUGAGAUUUAUUCUGUUCCUGGGCCUCAUAGCAACAGUAGGCAUGAUCUACAGCAUUGCUAUUCUCUACAGGGAAGGGGUUUUGUUCAGUAAGAUAGUGUUGAGAGCACUGGACAUCAUCACUAUCGUGGUGCCUCCAGCUCUCCCGGGUGCCAUGACAGUGGGCAUGGUGUAUGCUCAGAUGAGGCUCAAGAAGCAGGGCAUCUUCUGCAUUAGCCCACCCAGGAUUAACUUCUGUGGCAAACUCAAGCUCAUUUGUUUUGACAAGACUGGUACCUUGACAGAAGACGGCCUGGAUAUGUGGGGUGUUUUACCCGUGGUUAGUAAAAGGUUUCAUGGGAUCAUCCACGAGCCCAGCACAUUGCCCCGUGACCCGUUUCUGGUGUGCAUGGCAACAUGCCACUCUCUGACAAUGAUUGACGGAGAACUGAAUGGGGACCCGCUCGACCUAAAGAUGUUUGAAUCUAUAAACUGGGACAUAGAGGAACCUGGGGAGGAUAGAACCCGCUUUGAUUGUCUUAUGCCCACUGUGGUUAAGCCUAAAGCACCUGGCUCACGAGCCUUCUACCGGGGAUACCCCUCCUACAACAGUAAUCAGCAGGUUUUAGAAGAGCCAGGUCAGGAUACUAGUAAAUUUGAAACGAUGAUGCCUACUGUUGUGAAACCGUGUACACGAGACACAUUCAUGCAUGAUGUCAGUCUACCUGACAAGCCUCCCUUUGAGGUUGGGAUAGUUCGUCAGUUUACCUUCUCCAGCAGCAUGCAGAGGAUGAGCGUCAUCGCGCGUAUAUUGGGCCAGUCGCACAUGUCGGCGUAUGUGAAGGGAGCGCCAGAGAAAAUUAUCUCUCUUUGUAAACCACAUACUGUACCAGAGAAUUUCCCAGAAGUAUUACAUCAGUAUACAAUUCAAGGGUUCAGAGUUAUUGCCCUUGCUUACCGUGAAUUUGACUCAAAACUCACUUGGCAUCAGGCACAGAGAAUCUCAAGGGACAAGAUAGAACACGACCUGGAUUUCCUGGGCCUUCUGAUCAUGAGGAACACUGUGAAACCAGAAACCACCCCAGUCAUCAAGAAACUGAGGACUGCCAAUAUCAGGACCGUCAUGGUCACAGGGGAUAACAUCUUGACGGCUAUAAGCGUAGCACGGGAUUGUGGGAUGGUACAACGCAGUGAUCGUGUCAUUCUGGUGAAUGCAAACCCUCCCGAUCCCGUCACCAACAAAGAGGCCUCAAUACUCUGGCAGUUUGCAGAAAUGCCGUCUGACAGCUCAGCUAGCGAAGCAGAGGUUCCCCCAGAGGCCACUCCCUUUGUCUCUAGCACAUCUGGUGGAGGAAAGUCCUAUCAUGCAGUGAGCCUGUCAGAUGAAACAGAGAAGUACCACUUUGCUGUAACCGGGAGAAGUUUUGCAGUCCUAACUACGUAUUUCCAGGAUCUCAUGCCGAAGAUCUGUACCAGAGGAACCAUAUUUGCUCGCAUGUCACCAGAACAGAAAGCCCAGCUGGUGAAGCAGCUGCAGGAUUUAGGUUACGGAGUAGGCAUGUGUGGAGAUGGUGCCAAUGACUGCAUGGCCCUGAAGACUGCCCAUGCUGGUAUAUCUCUGUCUGAGGCAGAAGCAUCUGUGGCCUCGCCCUUCACCUCCAAAACCCAGAACAUAGAGUGUGUGCCCACUGUCAUCAGGGAAGGAAGAGCUGCCUUGGUCACAUCAUUUGGCUGUUUUAAAUACAUGGCUCUCUACAGUAUGAUACAGUUUGCAUCCGUCCUCAUCUUGUAUAAUUUCAAGACGAACUUGUCUGAUUUCAUGUUCCUGUAUGUAGAUUUACUUAUAACAACUACAGUAGCCUUUCUCAUGGGCUAUACAGGGGCGUAUGGGAAACUGGUGGCCAGGCGCCCCCCAGGAAGCCUUCUCAAACUGUCCAUCCUGCUGUCAAUCAUUUUCCAGGUGAUCGUUGUCACAGCAUUUCAGGUUGGCUCCUACUUCCUCAUCAAGGCACAGCCCUGGUUUGUCCCUGUGAAGCCCACUCCCUCCGCGGAUAACUACCAGUGUUUUGAAACCACCACCAUAUUCUACGUGUCAGCAUUCCAGUACAUGACCCUAGCCUUUGCCUACUCCAAAGGCCCUCCAUUUAGAAGGAGAAUAUGGUCAAAUGUCCUGUUUAGUCUGUCUUUGGUUGCCCUGGUCGCCUUCACUGCCUGUCUUAUGUUUGUUGCCCCAGAAGGUGUACGUAACUUCCUCAAGUUGAAGCAUUACCCGAGCCGAAGUAUGAAGUUCAAGCUGAAGCUGGUGGGAUACAUCGCUGUCAAUUUUGUGGUGUGCUUGUUUAUAGAGUGGAUAGUAGAAUCUGAAACUUUCCAAAAGGUGUGUCGAUUUUUGAGGAACAAAAAGAAACCGAAGAACAGGUAUAAACUUGUGGAGAAGGAACUUACACUUCUGCCUGAUUGGCCACCUGUUGAUCAUGUGACACUUCCCACAAGCACCCUGGAGAGCAGUGCUGUGCAAGAAGCACAUCCCUAACAGGUGAUAUGAAAACUGCAUCACAGAGACCAGCGUACAUGUAUGUUGGAACCAAGAUGGUUUUAUAGGUUAAGUAUUUGGUGGUAACAAAGGUGACACCUCUCAAAAGUGCAAAGUUCUGCUUUUAGGUGUGUGAGAAUUACAGCAUCUUAUGUGUCUGGUUAUGUGAUGUUUUUGGGAUGAGCGCGUAUUUGCAUUACUUGUAUUAGAUCUGUUAAUAGCAAUAAUAACGUUUAUAAUAAACAGCAGGGCACCAUACCACAAAGUAUGAUGUAACUGUCUGCAUCACUCGUUACCAUGGUAGCAAUUGAUCGAGAUUAAGUGCAUUGAUUUGUUGAACAGGGCCCAGACCAGCAUUAAUCCAACAUGUUGUGAGGUUCUGUAUUUUUGAGUUUUAAAUGAUCUUCAUUUCAGUUAUAAACCGGGAUAAUGUAACACUUAUACACAGUAAUUUUAUAUGCAAUGUAAAACCUCUUUUGGAUGCAUACGUGGGCACGUACUGUUAAGUUUUUCAUCAGUCUGUUAAUUUAACAUGUCAUUCAGGCAUUGAGGAAUUUUUAGCAUGUUUUCAUUUAUGUGGUGUACUGUUGUGAAUUUUAUUUGCUUUUUUUAACAAUAACAUAUAUUUCUUAGAAUUUAUUAUAUUAUUAUUAUUAUUAUUAUCAUUCAUUGAUGUUUAUAUAACUUGGUGCUUAAAGAAAACACUUCAUGUAUAUAUAUUACCAUUGAAACCUGCCAAGUUGUUGAUUGUUCAUGUUCCAAGUGUGUUAGUAACUUUUUCAUGAAUGUACUCACUACUGUACGAAAAUGUUACUCCUACAAGAUAACGGAUUAUUAAGAUUCAUGUACGUUGUUAAACCGCUUCUAAUUUGUGGCAGAUCAUGAAAGGCCUGCAUUGUUCACUGUGAUAAAACCUGAUAUUGAAUGUAGGGGUUAAAUUUUUUUGAAUUGUUUAAAAUCCACACAGAGAAAUGUGACCGUAGUCAAGAAAGCAUGUUAAUACAGUUUUUGUUUACAAAAAUUUUGAUAAUGGUGUAUUUCACACCAUGGUUUUUUGUCACUGAUGAUAGUUAUUUUUCUUGCAUUUAUGGGAAAAGGGUUUAUCCACUAGGAUUAAAGAGCGCAAAACUGCAUGGCAACUUUCCAAAGGUCGUUGGUUUACCCCAGACACAUAGUUUCUGCCACACAUAAAGCUGAGCUCUCUGUUAUUUAACUAAGUCAAAAAUUUUGUUUUACUUGGUUUACUGAAUUCUUAAUGGUUUCUCAUAUUUAAAUGCAUUCAUUUCUGCUUGGAAAAGUUACAUUUGUUAUGUCCAUUAUGUUGGUGGUGAUAUUUAUACAUGACUUAUCUCAAUAGCAAUAGGGCCCUCCGUGGCUCAUUUGGUUAGCGUGCUAGCGCAACGUGAUGACCCACGAGUUUCUCAUCAAUGCGGUCACUGUGAGUUCAAGUCCAGCUCAUGCUGGCUACCUCUCCAGCUAUGUAUGGGAAGGUCUUUCAGCAACCUGCAGAUGGUUGUGGGUUUCCCCCAGGCCCUGCCCGGUUUCCACCCACCAUAAUGCUGGCCACUGUCGUAUAAGUGAAAUAUUCUUGGGUAGGGCGUAAAACACCAACCAAAUAAAUAAAUCAAUAGCAAUAUAUCUGUGGAGGACUGCAUACUAUUAACUGCACAGUGAUUGGAUCUAGAUUAUAUAUGUGCUUCGACUUAAUUCAUUUGUAAAGAGGUCCAAUAAGUGUGAUAUUUAUUGUCAAUACAUGAAGGUAAAUUGUGUGUAUUAAGGUGACUUUUUAUUGAAAUGUGGGAAUUACAAUUCGGCAUUGUUAUUAAUUUUCUGUUGGAAUUAUAUUUGAAUUUGUGGAACUGUCAAAUAAUGUGUUUGUUUUGGAGGAAUAUUCGCAUGAGCCAGUGGUCCCAGUUGUUUAGCCCAUUAGGCAAGAGCACUUAUAUCUGAGUCUAAUUACGAUCUCCGUGAAAAAAUGAUAACCUUAGAGGAAACCUAACUCCUAGUAAUUGUACCUUAAACUUUCCAGUAGCCGGUCAGAUUUCCAGGCUAAUGGUGUUUUGAGAUUUGAAUUUAGGUGUCCAUGCAUGCUUUGUGUACCUUGGCUUAAGUUCUGGCAAAAAUGUGGCUUGUUCAAAUGCUGAUUGUACUGAUGUUGGUUUGAUCUGGAACAGACAGCUUUCCUUUCUUUGUAUGAGAGGAGAAGAAAGCAAAAAGAUUGGGUAUUAAAUUCAUUAGAAUAGACCACUAAAAACUAUUUGCAAAAUAUGGGUAUUGAUUUAACAGCCAAAACAAUAUUUUCAUUAUAUCAUGAUUAUCUUUGUAUAUUAUCAGAAUAGCUUUUUUGUAGGUUCAGUUACAAUAUUGCAUGAAUGGAUUUAACAAAAAUGCAGUUUGUAGCCAAAAAAUGAGGCGUAUCAGUCAUGUAAGUCGAAAUCACGCUUUGCAGCAAGACUUGUGUUCACCUGUCAGUCAUAUCAUUUUGAAUUAAAUUUACGUUGAGAAGCGGGAUUUCGCCUUAAAUGAACUAUAUCCUCAAAAUGUCAUUACAUCAUUACUUGCGUGAUGAAAUGUGACCUUAUUAUCUGCACACUGGACCAUUUGGUGUUUGGGAAAGCACUGCCUGUAUCAGGGACAAUACCAGUUUAUGGACAUUUGGAAACUUUGGUUGUUAUAAUGCCUAUCUCUUAGUCUACUCUCUGUGGAAGUUGUGGCGGUAUUAUGAAGUAUAGCAUUAAGGAAAUCGGCGUGGUUAACAUUGACAAGGACUGCUCUGGAAACCAACAGUUAGGAGUCCACGAUUAUGUUGUUUUUAAGCAAAUAUAGUGUUGGUAUAUUUUUUAAAUUAUUGGGAUGUCAUUAUACAUUUAUAUGCAUCAGUAAAUACAAACCUACGAAUGUUUAUUAUCUGAAUAUUUAAUAAAUAUAUGGUUAAAAUGAA